Porites evermanni is the source of this 16828-nucleotide messenger RNA. The record is from the annotation of a GenBank genome assembly. Lineage: Eukaryota; Metazoa; Cnidaria; Anthozoa; Scleractinia; Poritidae.
AUGAUGGAUGCCUUUGCCUCUUCCAUGAACUCUUCUAUACCCUGGAAAAACAAGGUUGUGUUAAAUGCAGAUGAUGAUUGUCACCUCUGGUGCCUACAUUACGUGUUCCUGCCUAUCAUCAACAGACAUCUGAGUAAUUGGAAAGAUGCAUGGGUUCACUAUCCAUUACGUACAGAAAGAAACAAAAUGCCCAUGCAGUUAUGGAUUAGUGGAUGGCAAGAGGCAUGGGGAUUUCAUGGCCCUGAGGGUGAAGUGUUCCAGGUAUGAGACAUAUCUGGUUUCAUUUAAUCAACAUUAUACUUGUGUCAAAUGUAAUAAUACAUGUAACUAAUAAUUAUGAUGAUCAAUCUCUAUCCUCAGCCCAGCAUUGUAUGACAUUGAGGAUUAAUGCAGCACGUAUGUAACAAACUGCUUACAAUAAUCAUUUUCUUUUUAGGGCGAUUAUAGCAACCAUGGGAUUGACUGGCAAGGUCUCAUUCCAGAACAAUGCCCUGAUUAUGUUGAAGUUCCGGACACAAACUGCCCAUUCACUGAGGAGGAAAUGCAUCUCCUACCAGUUACAGACAAUUUAACAUCUUUAGAGAGGGUUGAAGUAUUCAACCAAAUCAAUAACUUAUUGUAAUAAGAAACACCAUCAAGAGUCAUUGAGGUAACGAGAAAUCAACAAACAAAGAACAAAGAAGUCUUUUGUUUAUUUAAAGUAACAACAAUUUGUUCAAACUACUGUUAAUCUUUUGACAUGUAAUCAGACAUGUACAGAACUGGAACAAUAAAUUGCUUCUUUUUGGGAUAGUCACUGUGUUGUUCACAUAAAGAUCCAUACCCUCCAAAUAAGUCUUUUGGUUUCAACCCUUCGGAUCAUUACCACCAUAAAAAUUCCCUUAAACCAACAUCAAAAGCGAACUUUUAAUCUCUGAUGAUAAUCUUGGGGAAAUCAAAAUUCGCUGCCAGGCUUUACCGAAGUGAGCAGCUUAUAUACCUUAGCAUUCAGAAGUCAUUCAGAAGUUUUUGUCAUGAUUUAAAAGUUUUUAUCUGCCGUUGGGGUGACAAACAGAAGAAUUGGGGGAAAAAAAGACAAGAAAAAAAUUUAACGUCGUUUCUAUUGACGAUCAGUAUGUUAACUCAUUUAUUUAUGUAAUCCGCUUAUGAGAUCAAUUUGCAUUACAAUAUUAAUAUUGCCUCGAGUGUUUAUUUUGCGUUUUUGGAGGGUAGGGUAUGUUCAAGUUUGGAUUCGAGUUCGAGUUCGAGUUGGAUUUCGAGUGAAACUUCUCAGUAAGUUCAGGGAUCUUUUUGGUGACGAAUUUCGACGUAGAAGUAUAUUUAAGAGAGGAAAUUGAAACGCCUUAAACUUCAAAAUAUUAAUAGCAAAAUAGAGAUAAAAGUAUAUUCACAUUGUAUCCGACUGCGGACUUCCUUUCUUCGGGCAUGAUCAGUGAAUAUACCAAAAAUAACUUUGAGACAAUCAGUUUGUUGUUACAGAAGUAAUACCGAAUAAGGCUAAGGCGGGUCGCACUAUUCACCGGUCGGAAUUUGUUUUUUUUGCUAGGCAACUGAGAACUCCAAGCCCGUUUAUAUGAGGUGAGCUAGCCCGGAGCACUACUGGUAUUGGUUGCUUUUCCGGACUGGCUAGGCUCAUGCCUUGUUUCCUCUUCACGUUUUUUGUUGUUGUUGUUGUUGUUGUUGUUGUUGUUGUGUGAGGGCGAGCUGGUCAGUAGCUCGACAGAACGCGGCAAGCAGGCCAGCUCGCCUCCUCUUAAAAACACAGCGAAAACUUUCCGAUUAUCAUCUGUGAUACGUUCUGUCAGGUAGAGUUCCUUAAAUGUAUACCUUUUUCUGUUUGUUUUCAGAGCAAAUGGAGAUUUGGACGUGCAGCGGAGGUUAGCCAUCAGGGAGCCCUUGAUAGAACAAAGUGUAGGUUGAUUCGUUUGUUUCUUCUUCUCAGCUUCUUCUUCUUCUUCUUUUUUAACUCAAGGCGUCGAGUUUAGGCUACGCUUAUAAAAAGACGGAAGGAAGGUCUAGUAAUUUCUCUUUGACACGCGUAGAUAACGAGAACAACUUUAUCAAAAUAAUAAAGUAAUUUGGGAAUUCAAUGUACACGUAUUGGAAAGGUGCGCACCUUUGGAAAAAUGCUGGCUACGCCCCUGAUUACCUAGAAUUCAUCUGUCUUUUUAGUCACUGAUAGUCAUCCGAAAGAACAUGAUACCAUUCCUUACACACUAGUUAAAUAAAACUGUAUUCAAUUUUAUCUGCAAGGUCUCUUUAGGAGUUUUAGGAUGAUUUCCUCUUCCCAUGCCCUUAUUUGGUAACACCGAUGAAUCUCUGGAAUACUAACAAAAUUAAUUAAGGGUGAUAUUUAGAUUACGGAUAGAAAAUUCCUAAGAGAGAAUUUUAGUUUAAAUCAUCUUUUCUCUCAAGCUGGUAGAAUUUUGAAAAAAAAGUUCAAUUUAUUCUUAACCAUUCGUAUUGCGAUCCAGGCUGUGGGAAGUCAACCAUCUGAAGACGUAGAUAGUCCCAUCCCUGCAAGAGGUCGUUCAGUGGAUAACAUUCUACAUGGUCUGCCAUUUGGGAAUCAGGCGUCUUCUACCCAAGGAAUUUUAAAUACAGCACUUGAUAGACCUGAACGUUUUGUGCUGGCCAGAGGAGUGGGUAACCCUAAUGAGGAGACCAACGCCUUGUAUGAAGAGCUCCCACAGUCUCGUAGCUCCACCGAGCAAUUGCCAUGCACAUAUACUAUGUGCCAAACCACAGCUACAGGUUCAUCGGGGGCAAGCGAUAGGUGCACCAGACAGAGGCAAGCUGCUCUGCCCAAUAGUGACGUAAGAUACCCUAUUCAGGAGACCAGUCAGCAGUCACAGGAGCACAGUCAGCAACCCCCAAGCCUUGCGGCUGAGAAUGUAUGCACGUGCCCUCAGUGCCAACCAAUUAGUCAUUGACAGUACGGCCGACCUUAAAAUGUAAUACGCCGUAAAGUAAGAGACGCAGACUAGAAAGUGUAUGCAAAAUAACCUACUUAUGUUAAUCAUCUUAUCAUUAACAUCGUCAUCGUCAUCGUCAUCAUCAUCAUCACAUCUUGAUUAGAUUAAUAUAAGAUUGGUUCUUAGUUCUGUCUGUAGGUGCAAUAAAUUUUGGGUACUAGCCAUUUAAUCCAUAAAACUCUGGAAAGAGUUUAAAGAUAUAAUUAGAAAAACAGCUGGUAAUGUGGAAAACAGAUCUAGUUUUCUCUAGUUUACCUUUUAACACAAUAAUGGGAAGUCUCAUCAGGCUAUAAUACACUGAUAAGGUACUGUUACGAUGGCCCUUUCGUAGAGACUUUCGACAAGUCAGCAUUCACUUGCCAGUAUCAACAUACCAAUAGAGAUAUCAAGGAAACGACAAAAACAAAAACAAACACACCUCUUUGCUAUACAAACAAGGUACAUAGGGUAUAGGGAUUGGCUUAUUAUAAAAAGAAAAUUUGUUAGUUGUGAGCUAUAUGUAUUUAAUAUAUAGGUAGACUUGUAAAAUAGUUUUUUAGAAGCUUUAUUUUAAUAAAUCGAAGAAGAAAUAUAAUUCUCCCAAAUUUUAUUUCUUUGACACUGAGCCCACCGUCAUCAAGUAGAUGUUCGCGCCUGGUUCUUCACCAGGACGCCUCUUAGGGGGACAGGGGAGGGGAAAGAAAGGCGGAAAGGGCUUUUAUUUUUUCCUCCCUACCCCUCCUCCUCUUUCGUCGCCUGCCACGAAUACGGCAGCAGGCUCAGAAGCAUGAUUCAAGUUUUCAGUUUUAUCCACUGUAAAAAAUAUACAUUUAAGGCAAGUUUGAGACAUUUAUUACAUAAUUUUUGCGAAUAAUUGUUGAAUAAAAAUUGUUAAUAAUAACGUUAAAUUCCAGCUUUGAAACAGGUUUCGAGGGCAGAACAUUUUAAGGACUGUCAACUGAAUAAUUUUUGUCAAUUUUCAAGGAACACUUGUCAAGAAAAUCUUCUUGGGAUAUAAGUGGGUCUGUUAGGCCUCGUCAUCACGAAUCCUUGUGUUUUCUUUUUCUUUUUUCUUUCUUUCUCUCUUUCUACCUUUUUUUUUUCACGAGGCGAUGUUCCGUCCGCUAACGGAAACCCCAUACUUCUAAAAACCGCUCUCCAGAGCAGUUUAGGUCGACCCCGUUUAUACGAAUCCGGGCAACAACAUUUGCGUUUUCAAAAGUGUCGGGUUCGUGUUGGAAGGAGGCGUAAACUCUUUCCGGUGAGACGUAAAUAUUGCCGUAAAUGGACUAACUUUUUUCUCAUCACAAAGUUGUUUUGUUAUGCUAAUUCCAUUGUAUUCCUCACCACAAAAUUAAAACUCAAUGUUGAUAUUCAUGCAAUUUCUUUUAUUGUCCCGUUCGCAUACAUGACAUCAAUAUUUGAACCUCGUUGAAAGCGGUGAAGUAACUUAAAUUGAUUGUUUUACAAAGGCAAACGUAGAAACUUCCUUCGAGUUCAAGCGAGGAGGACCGGUGAGUAUUUAUCUUUGUUUUCUUCGCCGGUACGAAGUUAAAGGUAUCUUUUUAUCAUUUAUGAUUUGCUUUAAUUCAAUACGUUUGAGAAGCGAUGCCCGAUUUUCAAAGCUAGUAAACUGUCGACUUGAUCGAACCGACGAUGUGUGCCCUCGGGCAUAUACGUCGUGUGAAAACCAAGAGUAGACAUAAACUAUACCAGGUUUAAAUGUAAUGAACUUUUCCUUUCAGUUAAAGCUGAAGAACGUGAACAAAACAAAUCGCUUUUCACAUUUAUAACGGCUGUAUUUUGAUAAAUGCGUUCGACUUGAGAAUAAUUAUUGGGCGUUGCUGAGUACAGUAACCAUUAGAACUAUCCUGCCAAGCUAAGUUUUGAUUUUUAUACUCCGAUCAGUACUCCGAUCGUACUCUUAACAGUCUUAAGUAGUCAUGUACUAAAAGAGUCGAUCACAUUCAAUUUACGCGGGAAAAAAAAGCUUUAAUAAGACUGAGCUCGCUGUAGCUGGCUUUUACGCGCAUUACAUUCCGUUCCUUUAUGACAACACUCGGCAAACGCCAGGGCAACAAGCACACCAUUCCAUCGUUUAGUUAGGAGUCUGCGUCUGCAAAAUAGUUUAAAGACGGAAAAAGUCUCAAUGGUUUAACAUCCAAUUUUUUUCCCACAGUUAUCGAUUCUCUAUCUUCAUUGAAGAUGAAAACAAACAUUUAAUUAUGAAUUAUUAAAAACAAUAGAGUAUUAGAAAUGGUACCCUGGAAAAGCCUCUGGCUUCCAGGGUACAGAAAACGGGGACAGGGAAAUGUGUUAAAUUAAACGUAACGAAAGAUGAAAAUAAUUAGACAAUGGCCUACCUCGGCCAUCUAACGGAUGGACCGUUAGGGAAAGUGAUGGGGCGGGGAGUGGGGGAGUGGGGAUUUUAAGAGAUGCAACAAUUUUUUUUUCAUCCUUGGGCAUACAUUUUUUUGGCCAGAAUCCGUGGGAAUAUAUUUUUUAUUAAUGAUUUCCUGAGGAAAAUUUCGUUUAUGGAAUUUUAACCACCCACCCCCAUCACUUUUCUAAUGGUCUUCUACCUUGUCACGUACUCCUUCAUGCUAUUCUUGUAACUACACGCGUCAAACGUAAAGUUGAAUGACACUGCAGUCUGUAAAAAAUUGGCAUUUGAGAAGUUGUUAAAAUACCACUUCACGAUUGCUAUUAAAAGUAUGAUAUUGCUAAUUUUUCUGACAGCAGUUUGUUGGAAAUCUUCCGCGUUAAAGCAGUAGUACUCAGUCACUGUUGUGCGGUUGGCAGAUUAUUAGACUACCACCAGACCAUAGCAAUCCUUCAUUUUCGCUGAAUUGGACGUAAGUAUUUUUCAGUUUAAGAGCUCGUUUUCUAGCUUAUCAUAUAUUAAGCUAACUCAUUCAGUCGGUGAAAGUUAUCAAACUCUCCAUUCCAGAAUAAUGACGUAAAUGAUUGCAAUGUAUUAUACUAUGUACUUGGCUUUUGCAUCAAUGUAAUCGCUACCGUACAGCGCUAAUUUUCCAGCAAAACGAACCGUUCAAAAUCCGAAUUCUUUAGAUAUUGUAGGUGUCAUCAAUUAGUUUACACCGUGUAAACUAGGCUUUUGACACAUUAAUGAAGUCUUUAUUAUUAGUAGUUUGAUUGAAGAGGGCGUUAGAUGAGAUCUAAGUUAAGUGUUUUGGGUUAAUGAUAAAUGAACACUCCGCAAAAACCAUUAGCUAAUGCAACUUAGUGAUUGUCAUUUGAUUUCAUUUAGAAAUGCUGCAAUUUGGAAAAAAUUAUUUUGAUUGCUCUGUGAUGAGCCCUGAAAAGGCUGCAUUUACGAAUACCGUAAGGCUAUCAAGGAGGUUCUUGAUAUCGGCCAUCGCAAAAUAAUUCAGUUAUUUCCUAAAUGGUAUACGGUGUUAUGUCAAACCUGGUAGUUUGAACAUACUGAGUGUCUCUUUAAAUAUAACCUGUGUGAUCCAUCUAUUGAGUCAAGGGCAGAAUUGGAAAGUUUUCUGUCACGUGCCCUAUAAAACCGUACACCGGUAAUAAAAUCAUUUCCCCAAAAAACAAAACAAAAACAAAAACAAGCAAUUGCUUUUAUAUGUCCUUGUCAAAAAAAGAAUAUUUCCCAAAAUAAUACUAAAAAUUUGAGACUGCAGCGCAAUUUUUUUGAAGUGACUUAAUAUUAUCGACUCUGUGAGACCUCUGCUGGCCAUCAACAAGCCACCCUUUGCUACUAGUCUCACUGCCGCACUGUCGCUUAAUAACUUUAACACGAGAUAUCAGUUGUACUUCGGACGCCAAGUCGGAGGCCUGGUCUUACCACAGUACUGAUCCCUUAUUCCCCCCCCCCCCCCCCCCGGGGGGGGCUUUUUACCCCGUAGCGCUAUAAACUUUUAACCGGAGUUACCGUGUGGCUUCGGCGCCCGAGCGCGGGGGCCGGUCUUCCCCAAAGAUUUGCCCCCUUUCCCCCCCCCCCCCCCCCACGGGGAGGGCUUUAUAGAGACGGGGGGGGGGCUUGUUUAACUUAGCAAAGAUGAUGGUACAAGUUCUCCUCAAAAGAAAAAAUAUAUAUAAAGCAGAAAAGCUUAAUUAUGUACAACGGCUGGAGGUCAUGCAGCCGAGGAUCAAAUUAAAAAAAACAAGUGUACUUCCAGCUGGAGGAUAAAGCAUCCUGGAUCAAGUUUUACAUAACAGUCGUUUCUGAUUAAUACAGUCUAUCAUUUAUUAGUAAACAAUAAUAAGCGGAAGGGAGAACUUAAAGUGGGGGCUUAUUAACCUUCUGCCCUGGAAAAAGGAGGGCUUAUUAGAAAGGGGGGGCCUAGUAGAGGAUUUACGCGGUAGUUCAAAACAUACUGUGCAGUGACAAAAAUACUGUGCGAGACAAAAUAAAAUGUGAAUCAGUUAUAAUAAACUGAAUGAAAUCUUUUCGAUGUUAUUUUAUGUUGAAGUCAACGAUUCAAAUAGCUUGUUCUAGGCGUUCAGAGGGAAGGAGCAGCAAACCCCGCAGUUUCUUCCUAGUUUUCUCCGUUUUCUUCUUCGCUUCAUCCCCCCGCCCCCUUCCCCGCACUAUCUCAACACCAAUAAACUUUUACUUCACAUUAUCGGGGCAUGUUGCUUUUGCUAAAAACGUUGAAGACAAGCCUGGCAACUUUAAACAUAAAUGCUGAGCACUUAAUCUCUCUUUGAAUAUUUGUUUCUUGACUUUGGUUGUCUUCCAAAUUAACCUGAUUAUAUGUUUUCAGAUGAAAACGAUGUUUCCUUCGUUCAUGGCUUGGGUGUUUCUGGCACACGGGAUCCACAACACAUUCUCUGGUGAGUCAAAGUCAUUUGAUAAAUGUAUGGUUCAUCAUGUACUGUAGACCUAUUAUUUUGAGUAUAUGUCUAUAGUAAGACAACCAUUUAACUCUUUAACUAAAGCGUCGCAAUUUUGCCGCGCUAAUGAACAUGAGGUCAGUUAAGCGACCAUUCAAACCAGUUAUUUCAAAGUUAAACUACACUAAAAAAUUGUAUGUUCUUGAAUACUUCUCUUAUCUACUGCUUAUUCGAAUAACCAACACGGCAUUUGUUGGAAUAAUUAUAUACCGGAUUAAUGUAUAAAUGCGUUUAUAGGUAAACCACCUGUUAUAACCAAGUUUUUAGCUGAUGACUUAAACCAGCCUGGAGAUGUGACGUCAAAGAGUGGGUUCAAGCUUCCUUGCGAGGCAUCUGGUACAAGACCUUUACACUACAGAUGGCAGCUGAAUGGAGCCAAUAUUAAAUACGGAGGGGUUUAUCGCCUUUUGCCCUCGGGCACACUUGUGGGACAAGCCCUUAAUCAGAGAAACAGCGGGAAAUACCAGUGCUUUGUAAAAAAUGAUUAUGGCACGGAUUUCAGCAGAAAACUGGAGGUCAACGUGACAGGUACUAAUUGCUCAAUUAUACCUGAUGUCCUCAGUGUCUCAUUCGUCAGGGACAAGUUGUUAUACCUUGUCCUAAAAAUACAAUAGAAUAAACACCACUUUGGAAGAAAUGCCCCUAUACUUCGUAUACAUAUAGAUGAACCAUGAAUAAGAACGCUCCCGAGGAUAUGGCCACUCCGCAAAUCCUUCUCCUUUCGUCCGUUUUCAGUAUUGCUUAUUAUUAUUAUCAAUUAUUAUCAUUAUUAUCAAUAUCAUUGGCAUCAUCAUCUACAUCAACAUCGUCAACAUUGUUGUCAUCAUCGUUAUAAUUAUCAUUAUCGUUAUUACUAUAACCGUUUUAAUGCCUUGCAAAUUUUACUACUUUUCCAUGCUGCCGUGCAUAUAACGUUAAUUUAGCAACAAAGACUAGACUAAAAAGUUUCAACAGUUUGUACCACAUUUUAAUGGGAACAUUUAACUAUUUAUCUGCAUCACUGACAAGUCUUCUUUUUGACGAAUUUCUAGGCUGUUCUUCUAAUCUAAGCCACGCAUCGUGUUGUUUCAGUUCUAGGGGGAUUUUAUUUCGAAGACCAUAAAGUUGCUCCCGUCACUCUUGGAAAACCCGUUGAAGUCCCUUGUCCACGACACAAACACAGUUUUGGCGUGACAUAUCGAUGGGGUGGUAUCGAUCCCUCAAACCCCGAAGUAUUCAAUACCUUAUCUGAGGACGAGCGCAUUGCGGUGACGCUUGAAGGAACCUUGGUGAUCAUGUUUGUAACAUUACAGGACGUGGAGAAAGUUAGAAAGACAAAGGGAAUUGUCUGUGAGAUGGCCACUGUUGAAAAUAAGACUUACUCACAUGCCGUCAAUUUCCAGUUACACGGUCUAGGUAGGGGGAAUUACCUUGUGCUCACACACACAUAACAUAGUAAAGUGUCACCGAACAUUUGUUUUUCGUAAAAUUUGAUGUUUUCUUUUUUCUGGUCUUCAAGUAAUUUUAAAAUAGGAAUAAUAAUUAUAUAUAGAUAUCUGUAAUUUUGUAUCCUACACCGGAAGUCAUGGAGAAACAGAAGCAUAAGCAAGAAGUACAAGGAAAAGGAGGUCGAACUUUUUCUUUCGCCGUCCACCACACCCAAUCUCCUGUGCCCGCUCACUACCUGCUGCACAUUCGCCGUUUUUUGCAUGAUUAAACUGUUUUUGAUCUCUCAGCUCUUUAAAUCUUCCUUUUAUUUCAUCAUAUUUUUCUCAUUUUUAAUUUUAUUUUCCCUAUUUUUUUUUGUUUGUUUUUUCUUUUUUUCACUUUUGUAGCGUUCAUAGGAAACCGAGGACCGAAAAUAUACUCCUCACCAGACCUAAAAGAGCAAGCUAUCGAAGGUUCUGAAAAGAUGCUGUACUGUCUUGCUGAAGCAAAGUAAGAUUACGAUCGAUAUACUGCUCUUUAAAUUCAUUAAAACUAACGUCACAUAUCUCUGAAGACAUCUCGCGAUUUUCUGAAAGUUGUGUUUGUUGAUUUUUUUCCCGUGUCACAGACCUCCACCAAUGAUAACAUGGACAAAAGACGGUGAAGAGAUUAAAGAUGGUCAGGAAGACUUUCUUUUGCCCUCAGAACAUUUCGGUAGGCUUUUGAUAAUUCCCCAGGUAGAGGAAGAGCAUCAGGGAACAUACACAUGUACUGCUUCAUCUACUGACGGUAGUUUCAAUCACGCGUCCACGGCAACCUUUUUGACCGUGCAAGGUUUGUUUGCUGCCUUUUUUAUAAUCAAAAGAUUUUAUGAAAAGACUUAACUGAAUUUCAGGUUUUGAGAUGAAAACAGUGUUAGAAUUAAAAAGUUUAUGCGCCUAAGUAUUUUAAAUUUCAACUCUGAAGCUGGUAAACCUGAUCUCACUGCCAUUGAGGGUGCACAGAUUUCGCCCUUUUUUGGCCCGUGUAGAACUUUUCCUCAGCAUCAGAAUAAAUACUGCAUAAUGAUAAGAAAAAAAUAAUGAUAAUUGUAAUCCAGGUCAUAAUCAUAAUAAUCGUAACAAUAAUAAAUAAAUAAAUAAAUAGAUAAAUAAAUAAAUAACGAUUUGCAGAUAGCACAUCCACAUAGUGGUUCUUCGUCUACCUGAUUCCUGGUCGAAUUGGAAUUUGGAAAUGUUGGUUUUUGAGGAGAGGGGAAAACCGGAGUACCCGGAGAAAAACCUCUCGGAUCAUGAGCAAGGGAGAGAACCAACAACAAACUCAACCCAAAUAUGGCGUCGACGCCGGGAUUUGAACCCGGGCCACAUUGGUGGGAGGCGAGUGCUCUCACCACUGCGCCACCCUUGCUCCCCAAUUAACAAUUAUUCCACGCACGAGUGCACGUUGGGUAUGAGAUAGUCGCUAGCCAACAGGGCGGAUAAAGGUUGGGCGGUGAAACGAGCGCGUCCGAGCAAAAAGGUGUGAUGCAGUGGACUGGGGGCGCGAUCCAUUCAACCAAAAUUUCCGGAAAUUUUGGUCCAAAACUCAGGGCGCGAUCCAUUCAACCAAAAUUCAGACCGGUCCGACCGGGAAAAGAGGACCACCUCAAAAGGUGGACCCGUUUUUUCGAAACUUUUCCGGUUGGACCGAACCGAUCCAUUGAGUUUUGGACCGAAAUUUCCGGAAAUUUUGGUUGAAUGGAUCGCGCCCUGGGACUCUGCUUAGAAAUGUCGCUUGUUUUCGACUUCGGUCAGGGCUUGCGAUGUCAUUUGUACGUUAGACACUGCCGCUGGCACUGAAUUAUGGCUCCUUGAUUUGUUUUCUUGCACUUCUUCCUCGUUCGUUUGUGCUGGUAUGCUGUCUCCGAGAGGCAAAUGUUGCCAUUUUUUGUGGGAGGUUAGUUGGAGUAGACAAACAUCUCUUUCAAAAGGUUUCUUUUAUUCCUUUCAUGACUCUACUGACUGAAUUAUAAUUUGGUUCUGCUACUCGCCAAUGUCGAUGUUAUUCCAAAACAAAAACAACUAAGUACUGUCUAAAACACGAAGGAAAAUCUCAUCCACGUCAUCCAUGGCAAAACUAAAAGACAGUAGAUCGUGUUUCAUAACUAGAUGACGUGUAUUUUAUAAAUGCGUGCAGCUCGUGCAAGGUGAAAUUAUGCUAAUUUCAAUCACCAUCUUCCUUCUUUCUAAUUUUGAAAAAAACAUCUCAUACGUCUUUCUGUUUCUUCGAAACUUCAAAAUUAGUUUCCCCUCAGUUUUUACUGUUUACCUUGUUUUGUUUUAGAGAGAAAAACGGAGAUAAAACCUUACAACUAACCUCAAUAAAUUUUGUUUACAGGCGGUUGCCGGAUUUGCAACGCAUUGCGCGAAUCGCCAUGGCGCGUUGCACCCGAGAAGCAAAGUUUGAAGAAGUACAACGCCACUAUAUCAAUAUAUAUCAAUCUAAUUUUUUGUUAUGUAAUAUAAAAUUUAUCCCCCUUUAACAUAUGUAAAAAUUGAGGUUAAGAAGUGUUAAGCUUUUGCAAACGAAACGGCGAAAGACGACUAGGUGAUAUUUAGUGGAAGGAAAAGGUAUUCAACACUUUCAAAUUAAACUCAAAUUUUGGCAUUAUACGACCAACAAGUUUGACUUAUAGACGUACAGACACAAACAUAUGAAACUGUUUAUUGAUAUUGUUAUGAAACGAAUUUAUCUAUUUAACAUUGUAGCCUGAAAUUACAGAAAGAAAAUAGGAUUUCCGGUUUGCAAAAAGGAAAAUUUCGCCGGCCUUCAAGCGCACCGGAAGCGCGGAAAGAGCGCUCGUGCCAGUCCUACUCCGCAUCACACAUUAAAUGAAGAGCGGAGCGCUCGUUUCACCGCCCAACCUUUAUCCGCCCUGCUAGCCAACGAGGCGCCACGCCAUCUCAUAUCCAACAAGCGCGAGUAGAAUAAUUGCUUUAUUAAAAACGCCCACAAAAUAUCGAGAAUUCUUCCCGAAUUUAUUUGUAAAAACAGCCGAUUUUUGAGCAAACGCGUACAGUUACCAUAUUUGGAGAGCAUGGUAAAAUGGCUCAUAUACACUGAUGGCUAAGCCAAUCAGAGCUCUAGAAUUGCAUGAUCCAAUUAUUCAGUUUUUAAUAAUAAUAAAUACAAAGCACACGUACUUACGACGUCGUAAGCAUGAAAGCGUCGUCUAAGAGCCACAUCGCAAUUAAAUUGUACAAAGAGGCAGAAACACACCCUACAACUACAAAAAAAUAGUUCUCACAAAUGCUGCGCUCCUGCGCUUUGAAAUGUUUCCGAUAGUAAGAAAGGCUUGACCUUUCAUGUAUUUCCGAAGGAUCUUUGCGGAAGGUUUGUUUCUCCACUGUCCACUUGCCAACGCACGUUCAUUCACUAUAACUGCUUCAGUGGGAAUAUCUGUUGGGGUUCAUGUUUAAUCUCUAGAUCACCAGAUCGUUCUUGUUUUCGGCGCCCUAUUUACCCUUUUUGAAGUUUGCGGCAAAUCUGGUCGGACUUUGAGCCUCGCUUUUAUGCUUACGUCGUGAGUGUGUAAAAUAAUAAUGGGUUUGUUGCUCACAGGUUUGUUUGUAAAGUACUUUAGUUUAGACUCUAGUCCUGUUUACAAAAAUGCAUUGAUACUCAUCUGCCUAAAAAGUCAGGGGAGAAUUGAAAUCAGCCUCAGGGAAAACACAUUAAAAUACAUUAAUUACAUGUUUUGAAGCCUUUCAAAAAACUUAAGGGACGCUUUUCAUUGAAUUCAUAAGUUCAAACGCGAAAUAAUAUUUUGUGUUUUAAACAAAAUAUAACUGGCUUUUAUUUAAAGUCAUCAGUUAUAAAAACACUAAUCUAAUUUUCGUUAUACGUAAUUUUUUCAGCUUCACCAAAGUGGGAAAAACCGCUCCCUUCAAAGACGUUGGUAGAGACAACAAAGUCAAAAGUUUUGACGUGCGUGGCCAAAGCAAAACCUAACCCGCAGUACCACUGGUUCAGGAAUGGACAAAAGAUAAAUGUGUCAGAGUAAGGCUGCAAUAUAUUAGCCUACUUGUAGCCGCACACGAUCCCGGCUACACGUAGGCUAAAAUAUAUUGGCUUGUUCUUUUUUGANCAACGCACGUUCAUUCACUAUAACUGCUUCAGUGGGAAUAUCUGUUGGGGUUCAUGUUUAAUCUCUAGAUCACCAGAUCGUUCUUGUUUUCGGCGCCCUAUUUACCCUUUUUGAAGUUUGCGGCAAAUCUGGUCGGACUUUGAGCCUCGCUUUUAUGCUUACGUCGUGAGUGUGUAAAAUAAUAAUGGGUUUGUUGCUCACAGGUUUGUUUGUAAAGUACUUUAGUUUAGACUCUAGUCCUGUUUACAAAAAUGCAUUGAUACUCAUCUGCCUAAAAAGUCAGGGGAGAAUUGAAAUCAGCCUCAGGGAAAACACAUUAAAAUACAUUAAUUACAUGUUUUGAAGCCUUUCAAAAAACUUAAGGGACGCUUUUCAUUGAAUUCAUAAGUUCAAACGCGAAAUAAUAUUUUGUGUUUUAAACAAAAUAUAACUGGCUUUUAUUUAAAGUCAUCAGUUAUAAAAACACUAAUCUAAUUUUCGUUAUACGUAAUUUUUUCAGCUUCACCAAAGUGGGAAAAACCGCUCCCUUCAAAGACGUUGGUAGAGACAACAAAGUCAAAAGUUUUGACGUGCGUGGCCAAAGCAAAACCUAACCCGCAGUACCACUGGUUCAGGAAUGGACAAAAGAUAAAUGUGUCAGAGUAAGGCUGCAAUAUAUUAGCCUACUUGUAGCCGCACACGAUCCCGGCUACACGUAGGCUAAAAUAUAUUGGCUUGUUCUUUUUUGACUUAACGGCUUUUACAGGAUUAUAUCAACAUCACCCCGACAAUAAAAAUGCUUUGUUCAAUUUCAAGUACGACCUGCUCUGUAUUUAUGUAUAAUAUUCAACUUUAAAUUGAGACAAUCCAUGCAUCAUUUACAUUAACUAAGUGCAAUUCCCAAUUUCAAGUCUCUUCGUCUCCCAAAGGACUGCAUUAGGUUAUACUAUCCUGUCUAUGCUGGCCUUUUUUUUUAGUCCAUGUUCCAGUAUGCAUUUCUCCUAGUUCUUAUACAGCUUACAAUUUCUCCCUCCUCCUCACAACCCCCCUCUCUCAUUCCUUUUAUAUCGCUUGAUGAAUGAAUGAAUGAAUGAAUGAAUGAAUGAGUGAGUGAGUGAGUGAGUGAGUGAGUGAGUGAGUGAAUGAAUGAAUGAAUGAAUGAAUGAAUGAAUGAAUGAAUAAAAACUUUAUCACGUGUCAAAGUAUUUAGCUCGACAGCUAAUGGGGCCUUGAAGUCUUUUUAUCACUAAAAUUACCAAUUAAACCUAUUACAUACAUAAUUACUUUUUUCAGUCAGAUCACGAAGUAUCUCAGUCUAAGUCUUUUAGAGAGUGUCUCCCAUAUAGCACAGUUCCGAAUUUAGGUAGUUCCAAAUCAUGGUUCCUACCGCGUGUUCUUUGCACUGAAUGAUUUAGAGUUGUAAAUAGGCACAAGACCAUGCUAUACAUCAUAGAGCCUACGUCCUGCAAAUGUCUGUACGUUAUAUAGUAGGCUGAUUUAGCUACAGAAUGGGAAUGUCAGUUGACGACUGCGCGGGCAAAUUAAACAACUUGCUUGACCAAUGGCAGAGCCGCAAAUUGCGCACCGGAAGUCGAGUUUAGUCCUUUUCGCGCGCUUUCCCGUCGUCAAAUGACGUUCCCGUUCUGUUGGUAAAUCAGCCUAGUAUCGGUAGUCGGGCGCGAUCAAGUGGUUCUUGAUAAGAGCUGACCUGUUGUUAUAUACUGCUCUCGGCCUCUCUUCUGUGAUUUAAGCUUCAAUAUUUUUCAUUGUUUAUUUUUGCAGCUCAAAAUUAAGAGUAAAAGGCAACGUUCUUGAGCUCACAAACAUAGAAACCUGGCAUGAUGCAAUUUAUCAGUGUGUAGCUGAAAACAGCCUGGGAAUGAAUGUAACUUCCACCUGGGUUAAUGUUCAAGGUAGGUCUAAGCAGGAUCACACAAUCCGCAGCUGGUAGGGUAGCACAUUCAUGGUUCAGUAAUUAAUAUUCAUUUUCAUUGCCACAGUUCUGGUCACAGGCUCUAGAACGGAGAGUUCCGGACUCAGACUGUGGGUGAUUCUUUGUGCAGUCUUUGGUGUAGCGUUGAUGGCCUUCCUAGUUGUCAUUCUGAUCUGCUACAAGAGAAAGAAGGCAAGAGGGGAAGGAGGUUAGUUUUUAUUUCAAUCAUGACUUAGCAUUAACUUGCAUCUAAAAGAGUAUAUACAAUGUAAAAAAUGUUUAGCGAGGUGUGAUUGGCCGUUACUCAAAAUCAAUUAUAGUUUAGACACCCGCGGGGAAUAUCUAAAAUGUUUUUGUCCGUUUUGUCCAAAGGCUACUGCGACCGGUUAAGCCCUACGAGGCAGGUCUUUCAUUUCCAUUCAUUUUCCGAAACGAAUACUGGCAUCCAAGUGGCGGUGCGUGCUCCUGUUUAAUAAUAUGUCACAGGUGACAUCAAAAUGAGGAAAGAAAAUAAAAAUGGUUUAAAUAUUGCUUUUAAAACUUCAUAUUACAAUGAUAUAUGACUUGAAAUUUAUAGAAAAUGACUAAUCGUUAAAACAGCACUACAGUUAUUGCAUGAAGUACAAGUCAUUAACUCUCAGUAAGCGAACUUUCACUGAAAACAUAGUGACAGAACAUUUGGACUGAUAAUUCCAUUAUCUGAGAACGUUUUAGAUAUAAACGUCCUUCCAUUUACGCAGUUUUGAACUCCCAGACUAAUAUACAUUUAAUAAAAUCCCUCAGUAAUUGUCUUCUUGUGUUACAGAAAGGGAAAGAGUCAGGAUGCAGACAUCUUCAUACAACGAUACAUCAAACGAACUCAACGGCAGUGUAUCAACCAUUCAUACGCCCUCAGGGCUUCUUGGAGAAAACGGAGCACAAAGACGGUCUAGGCCUCUGCCACUUCCUCAGUACCAAACCCUUGAUCCAUCAACGAUAGGAGUCGCUUGUUACGAGCCGAUUGACCCACAAAGAGAUGACAACGAUAGUGAAUUAUACGAGAAACUGGAUUUCCGAACGAUGGAUACUCCCCAGAUUUAUGGUCAGCCUGCUUAUGCAAAGCCUAUCCCAGAAUAUCUUGAGCUAGUGAGCGAUACAAAAUCACCUCAGGUAAAGAAUGCAUCGAAUGGGACAUCAUUAAAAUGUGGGAAACAAUAUUAUGAGCCAAUGGAAGGUGGAUUAAACCAGAAUGAUGGAGACAAAUUUCACAGUCAAUAUUCAGACCAAAACUAUGAACCGAUGGCAGGUGCCAUUAAGCCUGAUUCACCCAAGUAUUAUGAGCCUAUGAGCUCAGAAAUGGAUAACGCAAACACCUCUCCCGAUUCACCAAAAUAUUACGAACCGAUGACGAUUAGAAAAAUAGAUGACCCUUUUGUCAAACCAAAGGGCUCAUCCUCAUCUGCUAAUUAUCAUCAACCAAGGGCUGAAAACAACGUGAAUCAAACGACAGUGGCCUCAGCGUCACACGAUUACUACGUUCCUAUGUCACAAAAUAGCCUAACAUCAUGCUAA